Molecule: messenger RNA, 1200 nt
Organism: Helianthus annuus (common sunflower)
Lineage: Eukaryota; Viridiplantae; Streptophyta; Magnoliopsida; Asterales; Asteraceae
Product: ras-related protein RHN1
Exons: 7
Coding region: 155-757 (200 amino acids)
Molecular function (GO): GTP binding; GTPase activity
Source: RefSeq, a predicted model, not a curated record
UAAUAUUUGAGUGAGACAAACGCCAAAGAAGCUUCAUAUUGCAAGGUGACAUCAUUUAUAUCGACGACGCUUCAACCAUAUUAUUACGUCUCCCACCCACCUGCAAAGCCAAAACCCCUUUUCUCCAGCAACAUUUCACCUCGAUCGCAUCACUAUGGCUACAAUCGGACACAAUAAUCUCAACGCAAAACUGGUUUUGCUCGGAGACAUGGGAGCAGGUAAAUCAAGUCUAGUUUUACGCUUCGUCAAAGGUCAAUUUCUUGAAUUUCAGGAAUCGACGAUCGGAGCGGCGUUUUUCUCGCAAACGCUAGCAGUUAAUGAUGCCACUGUCAAGUUUGAGAUCUGGGAUACUGCUGGUCAAGAGAGGUAUCAUAGUUUGGCUCCUAUGUAUUAUAGAGGAGCUGCUGCCGCCAUUAUCGUCUACGAUAUUACCAGCGCGGAUUCUUUUACACGCGCUAAAAAGUGGGUGCAAGAACUUCAAAAGCAAGGCAAUGCUAACAUGGUUAUGGCACUUGCCGGCAACAAAGCUGAUCUGGAAGAGAAGAGGAAAGUGACAGCAGAAGAAGCUCGUGUAUAUGCCGAAGAGAAUGGUCUUUUCUUCAUGGAGACGUCUGCUAAAACUGCUGCAAAUGUUAAUGACGUAUUCCAUGAAAUAGCCAAGAGACUCCCUAGAGCUCAACCGACUCAAAACCCAGCUGGCAUGGUUCUUGUGGACAGACCAGCUGACGGGGCCCGGGCCGCAUCAUGCUGUUCAUAAGUAACGUCUUAAUUCUCGAUUAUUAUUAUAUUCUGUAGCGGUUUUCUUUCUUUAUGCACAUUUGUUUGAAACUCUACUGGAAUAGCAUGAAAGUUUGAUAUCAAUAAAAGGUGUACGCGGCUAGUCGUCCUUGUUAGUUAUGUGAUUUUUGAUUUGCUAGCCUGACCCUUGAACCUUUGAAUGAUAUAUAACGUUAAACAAGUAAAUUUGUUAUGAUACCGGAUAUAACCUGAUGACAGGUAUGAUUUAACUGUUUGUAACUGUGAUACACACGUGGAAGCAGCCUACGGUUUCAUGGAAUCUGGGCGUUCUCUAUUGUGUGAUGAAGAUUGUAAAUUUGUGAUGGGCUUGGUGGAAUUUAUGGUUUGAAGUUGUAUACGAUGUGCAAAUAACUGUGUAUUGGUAAUUCUUGCUAUAAGGAUAGUACUGUGUUAAUGUUUUAA